AUGGCGGCGCGUCCGGGCCCAUCCAUGGCGAAUCUGUCGCAGACGCCUUCAUCCACGCCCGGUGGCGAUGCCAAGUGGUACGACACGAUGCUGAGCCAUCUGUCGUCGCAACCGGCGUGGCCGGCGGACAAGGAGAACGCCGUGCUGGAACCGUACACGUACCUCGAUGCGAAUCCGGGCAAGGAGGUGCGCACGAAGCUCAUCGAGGCGUUCAACGUGUGGCUCAAGGUGCCUGCGCGCAAGCUGGAUGCGAUCUGCAGCGUGGUGCGCAUGCUGCACACCGCCUCGCUGCUCAUGGACGAUGUCGAGGACAACUCGGAUCUGCGUCGUGGCAUCCCCGUCGCCCACAAGAUCUACGGCGUACCCCAGACGAUCAACACCGCCAACUACGUCUACUUUCUCGUAUUCAGCGAGAUUUUUCGCAUGAACGAGGGCUCCUCGCCCGCUACAUCGCCGCCUCUGUCACCGGGCCAGGUGGGCGUGGCAAGGGCGACGGUGGAGAGGCUUGUGGUGGACGAACUGAUCAACCUGCAUCGUGGACAGGGUAUGGAUCUGCUGUGGCGCGACAGUCUCAUCUGCCCUACCGAGGAGGAGUAUGUGGAGAUGGUCAACAACAAGACGGGCGGUCUGUUCCGCAUUGCGGUCAAGCUCAUGAUCUCGCAAUCGCCGCCGGCGCGCUCGGCGCACUUUGUCGACCUGAUCCCCAUCGUCAACCUGAUCGGACUGCUGUUUCAGAUCCUGGACGACUUUAUGAAUCUGCAGAGCAGCAAGUACGCCGAAAACAAGGGGUUUGCAGAGGACCUCACCGAGGGCAAGUUUAGUUUCCCCAUCAUUCACUCGAUCCGGUCCAGUGUCACCGACUCGGAAGCGGUGGGGACGGGAAACAGACAGAUCCUCAACGUGCUCAAGCAGCGACCCACGGAUUUGGCCACCAAGCAGUAUGCCGUGUCGUACAUGCGCAACGUCACGCGCUCCUUUGACUAUACCACCGACGUCCUCGAACGACUGCAUGCCCAGGCGCACAAGGAGAUCAGCCGACUCGAAGAGCAGCUCGCCACGCCGAAUCCUGCGCUCACCCACAUCCUAUCGUCACUCCGCAACAGCUGGACGUCUGUAUGA
Molecule: messenger RNA, 1119 nt
Organism: Moesziomyces antarcticus
Lineage: Eukaryota; Fungi; Basidiomycota; Ustilaginomycetes; Ustilaginales; Ustilaginaceae
Product: terpenoid synthase
Exons: 1
Coding region: 1-1119 (372 amino acids)
Biological process (GO): isoprenoid biosynthetic process
Molecular function (GO): prenyltransferase activity
Source: RefSeq, a predicted model, not a curated record